CAGUAACAAACCACCUUCACAAAAAACUUGUACGGGAGAUAUUUUCAGCGUUUUUCGCGGGUUUGAAAAUCCUUUACCUCUUCAACUCUUCAAUUCAACUAAAAAUCAGCUUUUUUUAUGAAAUAAAUAACAAGCAUGCUCGAGAAUGGAUGAAGAAGUUGAAUUAAACAGAAAUAUGAAUGAAUCAGAGAAGAAGAACGAUGGUGAUGAUCACUGUAAAGAGGUUUUUCGAUGGGAAUUGUUUCUACCAAAGAUAACUGUUACUGUUCUGCUUGUUGAAUCCGAUCGUUCUACUCGGCGGUUAAUUACUUCACUUCUCAUGAAUUGCAAUUACAAAGUUAUUGCUGUUUCAGAUGGAGUAAAGGCAUGGAAGACUUUGCAAAUGAAGGAAAUUGAUGUUGAUAUUGUAUUAGCAGAAAUGGAGUUGCCUGUAAUAUCUGGAUUAGAGCUUCUUUCUUUGAUGAUGGAGCAUGAAACUUGCAAAAACAUUCCUCUUAUAAUGAUGUCUUCUCACGAUUCACGUAGCAUGGUAAUGAACUGCAUGUGCAAAGGUGCAGCUGAUUUUCUAAUCAAACCUGUUCGGAAGAAUGAGCUUACGAACUUAUGGCAGCAUGUUUGGAGAAAGCAUGUUUUUAACAGGCCUCUCCAAGAUACAUCUGCACAAGAUAAACUUAAAAUUGCCAUAGAAGACAGUUUUACUGGCAAUCAAUCGACUGAUUCUGUUUCUGUGACUUCCUCACAGAAAAAUAAUGAAUGCAGUGAGAAACUGAGCGAGGCUCAAGUAACAAAACUUGAAAGGGAAUCAACUAAGCUUAAUGUUGAAGCAAGAGACUCAAGGCUAGAACAAGACUACAGUACUUCUGAAGUUGAAUCGAAAAAUGAAAUAUUUAGAGCUGACUUAAGCAGAGAGAACCGCGAUACUGAUAAUGAUACUGCGAUGCGUGGAUGCAGUGAUGAACUUAUAGAACCUUCUAGCGAAGCUAUUGACUUGAUUUCCACAGUUGGGAAUCUCCGCAAGUGCACAAAGGAAAUCCAUUGCGUUAAUGGCGAUAAAGAAACCAAGUUUGAUUUUGAAAAAGAUUUGGAGCUGUCUUUAAGAAGUGGUUUUUCAGGCAGCUCAUGCAAACAAGCAAGUGAAGCCACUGAGGAAUGGCAAAGAUUGAACCACUCAAAUACUUCUACUUUUUCCCAGUUUGAUGGUAGUAAGAUGUUGUGGCCACUUUUUCAAAACCCCAAUUGGAGCUCUAAUAAAUCUAAUGAAUUAUCAGUAGUUGCUGUUGAUAAUUGCAUUCAAUACGGUGGCCCGAUUAAAAUAGAAGACAUGACUAACGCAGUCACGGCUCAUUACGGACAAUUUGGACCAAAAUUAUUUAACACUGGACUCUUAGCUGAUAAUGUUCUUCAUCACAUGCGGAUUCCUAAAUCAAAUUUCCAAAAAGAGAGCUCUCCCUUUCCCUCUAGUUCCUCUUCCCAGUCAAAUCCUGAAAGUCACAAUUCAGACCAUCAUCAUAAUUGCUCUUAUGAUGCUAACUACAGUUUUCUUAAUCAAAGUGUUACUGAAAAAUAUGAUUUGGAUCAUGUAGUGCAUGAUUCUCCUAGUGUUGGUUCAGGAUUCGGCGAUGACAUUUGCCAAGCUUCAAAUUAUAUUAAUAGUGGCAAUGAUGAAAGAGCUACUUCAAAUGUGGUUACAAAGAAUUCAAGAAGUUCUAAUGAUUGUAGGCGCAACAGAAAAGAUAGUUAUGAUUAUGAUGAUGAUGAAUUUAGAUUGAGUGAUUCUCAUCGCUCCAGUCAAAGAGAAGCAGCUCUAACAAAGUUUCGUUUAAAGCGAAAAGAGAGAUGCUUCGCGAAAAAGGUUCGGUAUCAGAGCCGGAAAAAAAUCGCAGAGCAGCGCCUUCGGGUGAAAGGGCAGUUCGUACGUAGAGCACAGGAUGAUGAUGAUCAUCCAAAUGCAGAUGCUAACGGUGAUCAAUGAAACUUGCUCUUUUUAACUUACCGUUGACUUUAUCACCGAUUUUUGCUCACUAUGAUUAGAUGAGGAGUGGAGUGUAUACAGUGGAAUAAUCUGUUUUUUCUUGAAACAUUAGCCUGUCCUUAAAGCAGUAGCGAGAUAGCUAAAGGGUUAUUCAUGUUAAAGAUUCCUAGGGUUUUCUUCUGUUUUUUUUUUCUUUUUCUUCUGAUUGAUGCAUUUAACUUCAUAAUUGUAAAUAUUUAGUGGGAUAUUGAUUGCUCUGAAGUUUGAUUUCAGCUGUUUAUACAUUUUCUUGGUUGAACUUUGUUUGAAAAUGUUUAGUUAAGCACCUCUAGUUUCACAAUCUUGAACAAUGUUUAAACUCAAUUCAUACACAAAUGCAUUAUCUCCUAUUAAAAAUUGAAACCACCUUAUCAAGUGAAUAAUUCUUACACAAUUUUUGUUUCUGUUAUAUUCUGAAGAGUCCAGCGACAAGUCUCACACAUUAAGCACCUAUAAUUUUAGGGUAAUAUCCAUUCUAUAUUGUAAAAUUAUUGAUGUUGUUUGCUUGAUAAGUGAAAAUUGAAGACUAGUAUCUGUUUCAAGCUAAAUGACAUUUGAUUUUGAAAUCUCCUUAUGAUUUGCAAGGUAGAAUUUUCUUAAUGAAAUUUCAUUACUGUAAUGUUCUACUGAUUUUCAAUUCAUCUUUCUUUCAAUCUAUUAUAUCUUUUGUCCUAAAGUAACUGUGACACGCGGCAUAACUAAGAAAGCGAAAUGCUGAUGAAGUUGAUGACAGUAUUUUCUAAGCUUUUUUGAUCACUUAUUGUGAUAGA
This is a messenger RNA of Vicia villosa (hairy vetch), 2781 nucleotides long. Its product is annotated as two-component response regulator-like APRR9. Gene Ontology annotation, molecular function: protein binding. Gene Ontology annotation, biological process: phosphorelay signal transduction system; regulation of flower development; cytokinin-activated signaling pathway. Lineage: Eukaryota; Viridiplantae; Streptophyta; Magnoliopsida; Fabales; Fabaceae. The record is from RefSeq and is a predicted model, not a curated record. Gene Ontology annotation, cellular component: nucleus. The transcript has 8 exons. The coding region runs from base 146 to 1972 and encodes 608 amino acids.